Molecule: messenger RNA, 2600 nt
Organism: Rhododendron vialii
Lineage: Eukaryota; Viridiplantae; Streptophyta; Magnoliopsida; Ericales; Ericaceae
Product: wall-associated receptor kinase 1-like
Exons: 4
Coding region: 43-2403 (786 amino acids)
Biological process (GO): protein phosphorylation; cell surface receptor signaling pathway
Cellular component (GO): plasma membrane
Molecular function (GO): protein serine/threonine kinase activity; calcium ion binding; ATP binding
Source: RefSeq, a predicted model, not a curated record
UUGUUGAAAGCGCAUUCUCUUCCAAGUUAAUUAAUUCCAACUAUGUGUUCAAUAUCCUUAAACAUGUAUCUCCUCUUGUUUCUUUCCUGGCUCCUAUUAGCACAACCCACACUAGGAAUGAACACGAAUAUCGCUGCAAAUGUGGCCGCUGUAACCAACACCAGCUUCUUCAUCGCCAAGCCCGGCUGCCAACCCAAGUGCGGGGACAUAACUGUCCCUUACCCGUUUGGCAUAGGAAAUGAGUCGUCGGGCUGCUCCAUGAGCCGGGGAUUCCACCUCACGUGCAACAGUAUUUCUUACGACCAUCCAAAGCUCUUCCUAGGUGACAUCGAGUUCUUAUCAAUCAACCAAACCCAAGUCCGGAUCAAAAACUCUGUCGCUACUCGAUGCUACAACCAGAGUACCGGGGACAUCACCUAUGAUUGGUCAGCCGGGAUGAAGUGGGGGGAUGCCUGGCCAUACACGAUUUCUGACACGGCAAAUAAGUUCAUGGUCGUCGGCUGCGAUGCCUACGCUCUGAUCACGUUUUUGCGUCAAGGCCGGGAUUUCAGUACUGGAUGUUUGUCCGUGUGCUCGAAUAGUUCGGACGUGGUUGCUGGGGAUUGCACGGGGACUGGUUGCUGCCAAAUCAAUAUUCCAAAUGGGUUCAAAAACUUCGAGGGUUACCUGGGCUGGUUUUACGAUCAAACCAAGGAUUUGUCAUAUAGCAGCCCCUGUGCCUAUGCGUUUCUGGCGGAGCAGGAUCGCUUUAAGUUCAACGGUAAAUCAGAUUUCAACGACCCGGACAAUUUCAUAGACCAAAUCUUGAAUAACGUACCCAUGGUACUUGAUUUUGUGAUUGGAAACCAGAUUUGUGCUGAAGCUAAAAACUUGAGUACAUUGUUGUGCCAUGACAAUACUGAAUGUACUAAUUCAGAUAGUGAGUACAAUAAAGGAUAUCUUUGCAGCUGCAAAAAUGGUUACAAGGGCAAUCCUUAUCUCAGUCCUGGAUGCACAGAUAUUGACGAGUGUGACAAUACCGGGCUCAUCCUCAAUAACUGUCAUGCGAAUGCGAAUUGCACGAAUACUCCAGGAAGUUUUAACUGUAAAUGUCUGGAUCAUUACUCUGGCGAUGGAACAACAAACGGAACUGGGUGCCUUCCCAUUGUUCCCAAAGCCUCACAAUUCUCAGCGUUAACUCUAGGAUUGAUCUUUAGCUUCUUGUCUUUACUGAUAAGUGUAACUUUGCUAUACUUCGGCAUAAGGAGAAGGAAGCUAAUCAAACUAAGGGAGAAAUUCUUCCAACAAAAUGGUGGGUUGUUAAUGAAGCAAAAAAUUUCUUCAAUUGAUGGAACAAGUGCAGAUCAGUCGACGAAAUUUUUCACAGCUGAAGAGCUAAAGAAAGCCACUAACAACUAUGCUGAGGACCGAAUACUUGGCCAAGGUGGUUACGGUGUGGUUUACAAGGGAAUUUUACCUGACAAACGCGUAGUCGCCAUCAAGAAGUCCAAAGUAAUGGACGUGAGCCAAAUAGAGCAGUUCAUCAAUGAGUUGUUGAUCUUGACACAAGUUAACCAUAGGAAUGUUGUGAAGGUCUUGGGGUGUUGUUUCGAAUCAGAAGUUCCCGAGCUUGUUUAUGAAUAUAUUUCAAAUGGCACGCUAUACCAGCAUAUUCAUAAGACAUUAUCCUGGUUAACGUUGGAUCAUCGAUUGAGAAUAGCCAUAGAAGCAGCCAGUGCACUUUCUUAUCUUCACUCUGCCGCUUCCAUCCCGAUAAUUCACAGAGACAUCAAGUCUGCCAACAUAUUGCUAGACUCUAAUUACGUGGCAAAAAUAGCUGAUUUUGGUGCUUCGAGAUUAGUCCCUUUGGACCAAACUCAAGUGUCUACACUUGUACAAGGGACUGUAGGUUAUUUGGAUCCUGAGUACUUACAAUCUAGCCAGUUAACAGAGAAGAGUGAUGUUUAUAGUUUUGGCGUGGUUCUAGCGGAAUUAUUGACCGGAAAAAAUCCUAUUUGUCUUGAGAGGUCUGAAAGGGAAAGAAAUUUGGCAACCUACUUCAUUUUGUCAAUGAAAGAAAAUAGGUUGUCCCAAAUUUGGGAGCCUCGAGUGGCGAGGGAAGGGACGUCAGAGCAACUUCAAGCAAUUGCGGAGCUUGUGAAGAGGUGUCUUUGUUUGAAAAGUGAAGAGAGGCCUUUAAUGAAAGAAGUGGUUAUGGAAUUGGAACAUUUGAGGAAGUAUAGAAAGGAUCCAUGGGUUAAUCAACAAAGUCAUGAAGAGAGUGAAAGUUUGCUGAGUGAAGAAGCACAAGUAGACUCUUACACUGGGCCGCCAAUAAGUCUUUCUACCAGCACUAGUGACAUAUCUAGGCAAUAUAGUUUCAAUUGUAGCAUGACGUUUCCGCUAAAUAGCUCCCGUUAUUAAGAGGCGGUACUUUGUUGUAAUGGGUAUACCAAGGUAAUGUGUCAGGCUUCCUAAUAGCAUUAUGGGAUAAUGUGUCAGGCUUCCUAAAAGUAGAUUGUUCUUCAUUUGGGUAAGUCAGAAUUGUGUGUAAUAAGGUACUGAAGAUCUUUUUUGUUCAUGUUGAAGAUGGUUUGUGAAUCCAUUUUCUGGGUUUGUCU